Molecule: messenger RNA, 1904 nt
Organism: Oldenlandia corymbosa var. corymbosa
Lineage: Eukaryota; Viridiplantae; Streptophyta; Magnoliopsida; Gentianales; Rubiaceae
Source: the annotation of a GenBank genome assembly
GAUAAGAUGAUUAAUCGAUGAAUGAACAUCAUUAUUAACUUUAGAAAUGUUGAUACUCUAAAUUAUACAGUAUUUUUAUAACACUUAAUAUAUAAUUAAACGAAUUAUUUUUCUAGGGUGAAGAGGGUGCAAAAUAGUAUAGCAACUCACUGAUCGCCUAUUCCAUCAGUACUCUAUAUAAGAGUUACUUGUGACAUUGUAUUAGGGAUAACACCAAGAAAGUAGAAUACCAACACAUACUGAAAUUCUCCAUUCCCAUCAAUAUAUCCCUACUUCAGUUUCCAUUUGUUAUUUUGGUUUAGUUCCCAUUUCCAGAAUCAACUACCAUGAGUUGGUGGUGGAAGAGAUCUGUUGGUGAUCAUGGACAGAAUUUAGCCAAAAUAUCAGAAGAGAAUGGAGUAGUAGCUGAAGCCGCCGAUCAGAAUUACAAGAGUGUUGCUCUGAUUGUUGGAGUUACAGGCAUUGUUGGUAGCAGCUUAGCUCAAGUUCUUACACUUCCCGAUACACCAAACGGUCCCUGGAAAGUCUACGGCGUGGCACGCCGCCCUCGGCCGUCCUGGUUCGCCAAAACCCCUCUGCAGUACAUCCAGUUAGAUGUCUCAAAUACCCAAGAAACCAUUUCCAAGCUCUCUCUUCUCACCGACAUUACUCAUGUUUUCUACGUGUCCUGGAUCGGCUCUGAGGAUUGCGAACUAAACGCCGUCAUGUUUAAGAAUAUUCUUGAUUCUGUCAUCCCGAAUUCUCCUAAUCUGCAGCACAUUAGCCUGCAGACAGGGAGCAAACACUACUUUGGGAUAUUUGAAGAAGGGAGCCAGAUUAAGCCCCACGAAUCGCCCUUUGUCGAAGAUGUUCCGAGAUUGCCUGUACAGAACUUUUACCAUGACCUGGAGGACAUUCUGUAUGAAGAAACUUCUAAACAUGGUUUGACAUGGUCUGUGCAUAGACCUGCUUUAGUUUUCGGGUUUUCGCCCUGUAGCAUGAUGAACAUUGUUAGCACACUUAGUGUUUAUGCUGUGAUAUGCAAGCAUGAGAAUAAGCCAUUGGUUUAUCCAGGCAGUAAAGGGUCCUGGAAUUGCUAUGUUGAUUGUGUGGAUGCAGAUUUGAUCGCUGAGCAUCAUAUUUGGGCAACAGUGGAUCCGAAGGCCAAAAAUCAGGUGCUGAAUUGUACCAAUGGAGAUGUUUUUAAGUGGAAACACAUCUGGAAAGCGUUGGCAGAGGAAUUCGGGUUGGAAAUGAUUGGGUACAUUGAAGGAAAAGAGCAAGAGAGCAUGGCGGAGUUGAUGAAAGAUAAGGAUUCGGUCUGGUACGAGAUUGUGAAGAAGCACAAUUUGGUUCCAACUAAGUUGAAGGAAAUUGCAGCUUUCUGGUUUGCAGAUAUUGCAUUCUCUGCAGUUGAUUUGGGUCACAGCUUGUUGAGAUGGACAGGAAGCUGCUAUGGUGAUUUUGAACAUCCUGGAACGGAUUUAUGCUUUCGACAUGAUGAUAAAGAUGAGAGCCAAAACCCGGCCUAGUUUUGGACGACCACCAUUUAUACAUUCUCUUAGUGAUUCUCUUUUCCCUUAAAUCUAACCAAAAUAUUCUUGAAUGCCAAGUAUCCAGUAAAAUCAGCUUCCCCAUGGUUUCAGUGAGGGCGUGAUUGGGAAAGAAAUCUUCUCUGUUACCAUAACUUGAUUGUUUUCCUUACAUUCUUCCAGAAACCAAAUUUCUUGAUGCUGAACUCCUGGAGCAUCUUUAUACUUUUAACUUUGGAAUACAUGCCAAACGUUCUCCUAAAACCAGCAUCUGGCAACUAGCUGGGCUUUCAGUGAACUUUAGAGUUCGGAAGACUUCUUCACCGACAUCAAAAGCGACAAUAAUGUUCCCUGUCUGAAGCCAAUAAUACAUGGUAUUAUCAUGGAAAAAAA